GAAAUAUACAUUCUCAGUUUCACAGCAAAGGGUAAGCAUUCAGAAUGGAAGGAGGACAGCUUCUCCAAUUUGACAUGAAAGGAUCAAGAUGCCACUCUGGCAAAAGGCUGGCUGUAACCCUGGAGAAGAUCAGAUUUGUACAGCUACAAAGGAAAUAUGCACUGAAAAUCUGGCUGAAGCAAGGAAUCCAAGGAAAGCGGGGGAGAACUCUACAGUAGCAAAAGAAGUUAAAUCAAGAGAGACAGCAAAGCCACUGGUCUUUCGGCUACAAGACAGCGUUCCCAACUUAGUCCGGGAAGUUUUAUUGGAACGUGGCUGGAUUGAAUAUGAUGAACAUGAGCAAGAUCAUGAAGACUGGAACCUCUACUGGCGGAACCACCCUUUUCGGAUGAUAGACCACCGGAACAUUAAACCAUGGCAAAGACUCAAUCACCAUCCAGAAACCAUCAGGAUCACCAGGAAGGAUUAUCUAGCAAGACAUCUCAAACGUAUGAAGGGAAUUUAUGGAACAAACCUUUAUGAGUUCAGUCCACCUGCCUUCAUCAUGCCAAAUGACUACAUUAAGUUUAUAACUGAAUACACCAAGGAGAGGCAAAUACCAGGGAAAAAGCUGAGCUACUGGAUAUGCAAACCUGUCGACCGGUCUCGUGGUAGGGGCAUACUCAUUUUUCAAGACAUUAAAGACUUCAUCUAUGACUGCAUGAUCAUAGUGCAGAAAUACAUCAGCAACCCUUUGCUUAUUUCUGGAUACAAGUGGGAUCUCCGGCUUUAUGUCUGUGUCACAAGCUUUUGUCCCCUCACUAUUUACACCUAUGAAGAAGGGCUGGUGAGGUUUGCAACAGAAAGAUUUGACCUUGAGUCCUUAGACAACAUCUAUGCCCAUUUGACAAACACAAGCAUCAAUAAAUUUGGACCCUCGUACAGAAAGGAGAAAGAUGUAAUUGGCUCCGGUUGCAAAUGGACUUUCAGCCGGUUCCGAGCCUACCUACGUAGCUGUCACAUGGAUGACCUGCUUCUCUGGAAGAGGAUUAAUCACAUUGUCACACUGACUUUGCUUGCCAUCACCCCUUCAGUCCCAUUUACCUCUAAUAGCUUUGAGCUCUUUGGGUUCGAUAUUCUUGUGGAUGACAAGAUGAAACCCUGGCUUCUAGAAGUGAAUCACAGCCCAGCUUUGCGUCUAGACUGUGCCACUGAUGCCAUUGUGAAGAGAAGGCUGCUCCAUGACAUUAUUGAAUUGCUAAACUAUAAGGAAGAGGAUGCUAUGAGGAGAAAACAGGGACCAGAUCGGAAAGUUUCAUGCUUUGGCCGAACACAAUCUUUACUGAAUACCCAGGCAGAUGUCUCGCUGGAUUUCCUGGCUUGUGCAAAAGGAUCCAAGUCAGCCACUACUUCUCCUUCCCCAUCAUUCUUACAAGUUCAUAAAAAAAGCCCAACUGGCAGAACCAGCAGUGCUUACCCCAAGAAAACCUUAACUUCUCAGUUACGUGAAAAGAUGAACAUGCCAAAAAUGCCCCUCCAAUCAAAGCCAUCAUUUCAAAGCAAACAGAUGCUAAGAACUGAUUAUUCCUUAUGUAAGCCAGCUCCUUCUACCCACUGGUUUAAUUCAACUGAGCUCUAUACGAACAAGCCAUCUAUCCCGCCAUAUUUUCUCUCAGACAAGGACAAAAGGCCAUUUCCUCGAGUAGGUGACUUUGUACUUAUAUUUCCUUUCAACGAUGCAGCCCUUGAAGCAUCUAGGGAUGGCAUCAAUGUCAGAAGUGUCAUUCAAGAAAUUCACAAAUUAGUGAGCAAAGAAUUGCAACCAAAACACCAGAAAUUAAAUAAAAGCUUAUUUAACCUAUAGAUAAAUGGGCUGAGCAAUCCUCCUCCGUUUUCAACAGGGGGGCAAUACACUGCACAAUAUAUACCAUGUUCUGUAUAAAGGCAAGCAAAGUGUGGCACACUAGAUGUUGUGGGAUUGCAUCUCCCAUCAUUUAUUGUGUAUGUUAUGCUAGUUAAAAUGAUGGAAAUUGCAGGCUGCACUAUCUAAGGAACUGGCACCCCUGCCCUAUGCACGUCAAAAAUAAGUUCUACUACAAGCAGAAAUGGAAGUAAGGAUGACCUGGUUCAUCCUUGCUGAACAGAGUACAAACACAACACACACAAAAUAAACCACUAUCAUUGUCACAACAAAGUGAGGAGCAGGUUUGCCUUGUGGGACAUUUGUGUGUUUGUGAGACCAAUUAUUGUGCAUCUUGUGCAACCCUAAAACUAUGAUGAAUGCUAGCUUCUUGCAUGGGCUUUUAAAAAGUAGAUAUAUUAGAUGGGUUGUUUGUAUCUUCAUGAACAAUCAGCUUAUUCUUUUGUGCUUAGUAUCAAGAAUUUGGCCAAAACCAAUGUUUUACCAGUCCAAAUAUAUAAAGAAGAGGACAGACCUGGCAUAGGUCUUUAAAAUAUGAGAAGAUAAAAUGUGUGAUCUCAUGAUAGCAAGAUGAAGCAGGUUACAAGCCAUGAUGGGGAUGUCCAAUCUUCAGGCUUAGAAGGAAGGUACCUCCAAAUGCCAGAUGCAGUGGAGGGGUAUCAGGAUACAGGUAUCCAGUUGUCUCAUGUGCUCCCAGAGGCAUUUGGUGGGGCCACUGUGAGAUACAGGAAGCUGGACUAGAUGGGUCCUUGUCCUGAUCCAGCAGGGCUCUUCUUGUGUAACUAAAAUUAAUGUGCCACAUUUACUGGGGGAGAUGUUCAUUUAACUGUCUAAUUUCACCCAUCCACAACAUUGAACACUUCAGAUAAGUCAUUUAACCCUCACACCACUCCAGCAAACAAAGAAAAAG
Molecule: messenger RNA, 2810 nt
Organism: Pogona vitticeps (central bearded dragon)
Lineage: Eukaryota; Metazoa; Chordata; Lepidosauria; Squamata; Agamidae
Source: RefSeq, a predicted model, not a curated record